AUGGCGCAACCAGCGGCACCCGCCAUCACUUUGACCGACCCAAACAACGACCCUGCCUCCCCUUCCCCCGCCUGGUCUCCCACGCGGGAUGCGCCGAGGAAUACAAUUCCACCGGAUGUGGGCGGAGUGCUGAGGAAUGGGGGUGGGAGGCCCGAGACGCCUACGCGGAGGCAGGGGGGAGGCCGACCAGAGUCUUCGAGUGGAGGGUGGGGGAGCCCGGGCAAGUUGACGAGGACACUGUCGUCGAGCAAUGGGAACCCCGCUGCGGCGUCGAGGGAUGAUGUGUUCAGGAUCAAAGAGGGAGAGGGGGAGGGAGGCAUGGGGGCUAUGGAUCCGUUGUCCCAGCACAUUCUCAAGCGCACCAAUGCGCCGCCCCCGAUGAACACGUCCAUGCGACCCACGACAGCAGAGGGAGGAGCAAGAGAAGAUGUCAAAGCUCCGUCAGAACAAACAACGACAGCACCCGCCGUACAGCCGUUGAGGAAUGUCGAUACGAACGAUAGCAGCAUUUCGCAGUCGACGAAUAACAACUCCCAGAAGGAUCUGCGGAAGGGUGUCAAAGCCGUUUCGUUCAUUUCACGCCUGAUGGGAAACAAGAAAAAGGACGAAGCAGGUCCUAUAGCCGACGAUGAGUCUGUCUCAAACGAAGGCAGACCUGAGGGCACGGAUGCCCAGGUCUUCUCGCAGCCAUUGGAUAAUAUGAGCUUCAGCCCACGAAUGCCCCAACCGCCUUCUUACAUCAAGGUACGGGCGAAGCACAAGAAGACCCGGGACUUCGACCGCUUGUUCCUGGCGCAGGAGCUGGACUGUCGCAAGCGGAGGAAGGUUGAGAGGCAGAACAGCUCGAGUAAGUUGCGGAGAAAGAACUCUGCUACGCCAGCUGAGCAGGAUACUGUAUGGGCCAUGGAGUUCAGUAGGGAUGGCAAAUACUUGGCCGCGGCUGGUGCAGAUGGCGUGGUGAGAGUGUGGGCGGUGCUGUCGAGCUCAGAAGACAGGCAGAAGCACGAGAAGCAGGAGGCGCAACAGAGUGAGGGCAAUGGAGUGGACGCACAUGCUGAGCACCUGAGCGCACCAGUCUUUCAGAGCCAGCCGAUACGAGAGUUUGAAGGCCAUGGAUCGACGAUUUUGGACCUCAGCUGGAGCAAGAACAAUUUCCUGCUGUCCUCCUCGAUGGACAAGACCGUUCGCUUAUGGCAUGUCAGCAGGACGGAAUGCCUCUGUACCUUCAAGCACGCGGACUUCGUGCCCUCCGUUGCUUUUCAUCCGAAAGACGACCGCUUCUUCCUGGCCGGCUCGCUGGACUCUCGACUCAGGCUCUGGAGUAUCCCAGACAAAAGCGUCGCUUACACUGCUCGGCUCAACGACAUGGUCACAGCGGUGGCGUUCACACCAGAUGGGAAGCACGCCAUAGCAGGCUGCUUGAGCGGUCUAUGCAUGUUCUACGAGACCGAAGGCCUGAAGUACCAAACACAGGUGCAUGUGAGAUCGGCUAGGGGCCAGAACGCAAAAGGCAGCAAGAUCACUGGCAUACACGCUCAUCACGAUCGAAGGGGCGAUGUGAAGCUUCUCAUCACGAGCAACGAUUCGCGCACCCGGCUGUACAAUUUCCGCGACAAGAAUCUGGAGCUGAAGUUUCGUGGAAAUGUGAACAAUAGCAGCCAAAUCCGCGCGACGGUGAGCGAUGAUGGCAAAUUCGUGGCCUGUGGAAGCGAAGACAGAAAAGCCUACAUCUGGUCCACCGGCCCUGGCGAGGGCGAGAAGCGGGACAAGCGACCUCUCGAGCUCUUCGAAGCGCACGACUCCACCACGACGGCCGUCUGCUUCGCGCCGGCCAAGACCAGGCACCUGCUUAGCAAGUCUGAAGAUCCGGUCUACGAUCUGUGCAAUCCACCUAUAGUACACUUGAUGAGCCGCGCAGAGCGAGCGGAGAGCCAGACCUCUUCCAAACCGCCCACAGAGAACGGAAGCGUCCAGGCGACUCCGGCAGAUCCUGACUCCCGCUUCGAGAAGCCCAAGGAGUCUGCAUCUUACGUCGCACGCUCGAGCCACAAGUGCGGCAACAUCAUCGUUACAGCAGAUUACACCGGCAAGAUCAAAAUCUUCCGCCAAGAUUGCGCAUGGUCGAAACGCCGCCUCGACGACUGGGACCGCAGCUCCAUCUUCAGCAAACGCACCGGUCGCAUGAGCCGGACAGGCUCGGUCAUGACGCGCGGUAGCCAGCCGAGCUUACGCGAGGGUAGGAACUCGACCAGUCUCUCCGGGCCAUCGGACAGGAUAUUGUCCUGGCGCCAAGGCAUCGCGAGCUCCCCGAGCGUGGACCGUGAAGCUUCGCAGAAAGAUAGUAAUCGCGGCGUCUCCCCCGGCAAAUCCUCGUUCGAUCGCACAUCCAGUCCCGCCGAAGCGAGGAAAGCCGCGCACAGGAAUAGCGGCAAAUGGACUGGCUGGGCGACGAGUCUGCGCUCUGAGACGAGGUCUGACUCCGCCCCCCCGGAUCCUGAGAUGCCUAUGCGCGUCGACACGGCCAAAGCCCGCGGUGCCGCUGAUGACGCGGGUAGGAACAGCGCUGGUAGUGGCGGGAGUCCGCGCUCUGGCUCCCCUCGUUCCCUGCGGGAGGAGAACCCUCUUCUGCUGUCGGGGGGCCGGAGCUAUAUGUUCUGGGACACGCAGGAGUGGAAGGGGCGCGCGGAGCGGCAGCAGCAGGUUGCUCCGGACCAGUUGCCGCUGACGCCGAUUGCUUCGCGGGAGGACGCGACGCCUGGAGGCCAGCAGCAGCAGCAGCAGCUUAGGCCGGGUUUGGGGAGAGGCGCGACGGUGGUGAGUGAGUUGAGCGAUGAGAAGAGUAGUGUGAGCGAGUAUGAUGAUGCUGAGGAGGGGGCGGAGGAUGGGGGUGGGGAUGGCGCUGGUGCGAGACAGGGCAGUGACGUCGAUACGAAGUUGUGGGACGAAGGUAUGAUCAUCGCGAUCGCUUCGAUUGGAUAG
Molecule: messenger RNA, 2979 nt
Organism: Saxophila tyrrhenica
Lineage: Eukaryota; Fungi; Ascomycota; Dothideomycetes; Mycosphaerellales; Extremaceae
Exons: 2
Coding region: 1-2979 (992 amino acids)
Molecular function (GO): protein binding
Source: RefSeq, a predicted model, not a curated record